AUGAUUCCUCCUGCAAGUCAACUCGUGUACUCUCGCAAACAGAGCUGAAAUAUUAGACCGCUAUUGUAUUGAAGGAGGGUGGCGUGACAUAUCGCCACACUUCUGAACGCUUUAUAUCUUUUGAGCAGAACAUCAGUGAUCAAACUGGCCGCCAGACCGAGUUUUGUACUCGGUCUAUUUUUGAUAGACACAUUUUAGCUUUUGCCGACCUCGUUAUCUUGAGGCUGAAGUGGCAGGUCUCCUCUCCUAGCGAACUAUAGUGUUGCACAAAAAGCAUGGUCAUGGCUGACUGUCACCAAAAGCCAGUGCUCCGGGGACCGGUCCGAGUGGGCUUCUACGAUAUCGAGCGGACUCUUGGAAAGGGCAAUUUCGCGGUUGUAAAACUGGCAAGACAUCGUAUAACUAAGACAGAGGUGGCUAUAAAGAUCAUUGACAAGACUCAGCUGGAUGCUGUAAACCUGGAGAAGAUCUAUCGUGAAGUACAAAUCAUGAAAAUGCUGGACCACCCGCACAUCAUUAAAUUGUACCAGGUCAUGGAGACCAAGAAUAUGCUGUACCUAGUGACAGAGUAUGCCAAGAAUGGGGAAAUUUUUGAUCAUUUAGCCAAGCACGGACGGCUGAAUGAACCAGAGGCACGGCGUAAGUUUUGGCAAAUUCUGUCUGCUGUCGAGUACUGCCACAAUCGUAACAUUGUUCACCGGGACUUGAAGGCAGAGAACCUGCUGCUAGACGGACACAUGAACAUCAAGAUUGCUGAUUUUGGCUUUGGAAACUUCUUCCAGCCAGGAAAGCCCCUGGCCACAUGGUGCGGGAGUCCUCCAUAUGCAGCCCCGGAGGUUUUUGAGGGACAGCAGUAUGAGGGACCCCAGCUAGACAUCUGGAGUAUGGGGGUGGUCCUGUACGUGCUGGUGUGUGGGGCCCUGCCAUUCGACGGCCCCUCUCUCCCCAUCCUGCGACAGCGUGUUCUGGAGGGCCGAUUCCGUAUCCCUUACUUCAUGACAGAAGACUGUGAGCAUCUGAUCAGGCGGAUGUUGGUGUUGGACCCUUCCAAACGUCUGUCUAUAGGACAAAUAAAGGAGCACAAGUGGAUGGUUAUGGAGGUACCAGUGCAGAGGCAGAUGUUAUAUCAGCCAACUGCUGAGGCAGAGGCUGGAGUGGGAGAAUACAGCGAACAGGUGCUCAGGUUAAUGCACAGUCUGGGCAUUGACCAGCACAAGACUGUAGAGUCUCUUCAGAAUAAGAGUUACAAUCAUUUUGCUGCUAUCUACUAUUUGCUGGUUGAGAGGUUAAAGGCACACCGCUGCAGUUUUCCUGUUGAACCACGUCUCGAUGCCCGUCAGAGACGACCCAGUACAAUCGCCGAGCAGACCGUUGUCAAGGCGAGCAGCGCUGCUCCUCAGGUGAGCCUCCUGCCUCAGAACGUAUGGCUCCUGCGCUCCCCAGCGGUGCCUCAAACCUCCACGGACUCAUUCACAUUCCCACAGUCCUCUUGUGCUGCUGAGCACAGCCUUAUGGAGGAGGAGGUUGGAACUCCCAAAGUCAACGGCUGCAUGCUGGACCCCCUUCCCCCAGUGGUCGUUCGCAAAUCCAGUGCCUCAUCCCCCAGCAACAUGAUGGAGACGUCUAUAGACGAGGGCAUCGAGACAGAGGAGCUGGACACAGAGGAUGACCCUAUCCAUGUCUUCAAUGCGUAUCAGACGGCACGCUUCGGGCAGCGCAGACACACGCUGUCAGAGGUCACCAACCAGCCAGGAGUCAUGGCCAGUGCAGGUAAACUGUACAGCAUGGGUCCUAACCCCUCACUGGGCAACGUUGAUUCAGAGUACGACAUGGGCUCCAUGCACAGCGAUCUGAGUCUGCUGGAGGACACACUUUCUCUUAACGAGGUGGUCCUUGCCAAUACACCCAUCACUCAUAUGACUCCGCCCUUCAUCAGUGCUAGGCCCGCUAACCCUGCCAUGCAGGCACUGAGUGCUCAGAGGAGAGAGACGCACAACCGCUCUCCCAUCAGCUUCCGGGAGGGCCGUAGAGCGUCAGACACUUCACUCACACAAGGCUUGGUGGCCUUCAGACAGCACCUACAGAACCUGGCACGGACCAAAGGUAUCCUGGAGCUAAAUAAGGUGUAUGAGCAAAUGGGCUCUGGAGAAAACCCUUCCCUGGGGCUGCUCAGCCCUCAUGCCCAUCCACAUAACUUGCUGGACCCUGCACUACAGGAGGAAAGAGGACACCAGCACGACAUGGCUCUGUGCUCAGGUGGAACACACCCUGCACUGCUGUCAAGGAGACAGAGUCUGGAGCCGCAGUACCUCUCUCACAGAAUACAGAAAGCUACUCUGAUGGCCAACAGCCCCAGCAGCUGCCAGAUGUUCUGCAAAGAAACUCCUCGCAGUCUAGAGCAACAGUUGCAGGAACACAGGCUGCAGCAGAAGCGGCUACAUCUCCAUAAACAAUCCCAAAUGCAGGCCUACUUCAAUCAGAUGCACAUUGUGGAGGACCCAUUUGCUUCUUGUCAACCAUUGGGGCACCAGGACUCAGGAGUUCCUCCUCAGCCACAGGGUUCCAUAACACCAGCUCAUCAGCAACAGCAGGGUCCCCAAGCCUCCCCGCCGUAUGCACACUCACAGCCCCUCGGCCUUCUAAUGGAGCCCAACCCAGAGGCCCAAGCUUAUGAGCCCUACCUGGGCCAUUACCCUCAGAUGCAGCCAACACCUCUACCACAAGGAUUCUCUGCUCCGCUACAGAGCCAACAACCCAAACCCCUAAACUACAGCUACCCAACCUGUGAUCCUGGCCACUCUCCCUCGGGAGAAACACUGUACCAGGAGCAAUACAACUAUCCACUUGAUCUGGGGCAGCCACCUCCAACGGCCCCAGUAGAGGGCGCUGCAACUGGGUACGAAGGGCUGAGUGACCCCUUUCUGGACAGUGAAAUGAUGGAAACGGUGGACUCCCAGCAUGGUUUUGUGCUGGUGAACUAAGUCAAAGCAGUGAAAAUAACCAGUAUUGCCUUGAUUGACGGACGAAUUGAUGGAGAUUAGGUAACGGGAUGGAUCAAGUUUUGUAUUGUCAUCGUUUUAGGUUGUGGCGAACGUGAGCUGUAAUCGGUUUUCUUAUUUUACGAAACUCCUCCCUACCUCCCUCCUCAUUCUCUGGUGGUCCUACCUGCUUGCUCUUUCUUACAAUGGAGGGCCAGAUAGCAUGGCAUUUGGGCCAGCGCCGGGUCGGCUGUGUGGGUGCUCACCUUUCGUCUCCGAGCUGACUGCGGGAUAGGAGCUGCUCGCUAUGCACUGUAUGUAGCACAGAGACAGCCUAGAUCUGCAAUACAGAGCCUGCUCGAGAGCACAAUUAAAUAAUGACACAUUUUGUACUGAAACUGAACAAAAAUCAAACUCAGAGUGACUUUCAUUAUGAAAGACUGCUUGCUGUUGUGCACACUUGAUAAGUGCAGUGUUAGUUAAAAACACAUAUUGAAUAGUUACAAUAUUGAAGCAAUAUACUGAUUCAUCUGGAAGCCAUACGUUGGAACUACACCACCCAAAACAUUUUCAAUGGCGCAAGUUCAGUGUGGCUGAAACUGUGAUUUUUCACUGGAUUCCCCCUUCAUCCUAAAGGCCCUCAAAAUAACAAUUUGUUCUAUAAAUGUAACCGUGUUAUCUUGUUCUGUAAUAUUACAGUUCCUCUGCAUCGGCACACAAGCAUUUGGUGCACCAUGGAGGGAUGAGUCACGACACUCUUUCCACAGUGAUGAUUAAUGGGGAGUUGUUUGUUUGUCAGGUGACAUCAUCACCUCCAUGGGCGUUGUCAGUUUAGGCAUGCAUUUAUGUGAUUUAGAAUGUCCAAUUAUGAUUAUUUCGGUGGUAUUGCCUUUUACACUACACUAAACUAGAAUACAUCAGCAUUUCAGAAUCACAGUAAACUCCACAUUUAGUCACAAGACACUGGAUUCCGGCAAAUUCAUUCCGUUACCGUUACGACAGACAAAAAUAAAAUAAAAAAUGGAGAUUGUUUUUAUUAGCAGCACUUAGUAAAUCUGUUCUACUUGAAAUUACAGUCUGUGACUAAACCCAGAUGUCACAUGCUACUAUAUACAGAAAGAUGAUGAAGAAAAGGAUCAUUUAUUGUUUGGGACUUCGUAACAGAAUAUGUAUUCUGAAGCUAUUAAGACAGACACAGAAACUAGAGCACUUUGUCGAGGGAAUAAAUGGAAAUGUAGCUAAGGAGGAGAUGGCAGAUGGGUAAGGUGAACCUGCUCUGCUUGUUUCGUCAACUAAGAAACACAAAACUCAUCUCUUUUCAAUAAUGAACUACCCACAAGUCAGCGCUCUUUCAAAGAAGGAUGCAGAGAGAGCAUGACUUGGUGAUUGUUCGACAUGCUUUGUGUAAAGUAGGGGUUAGAAAAGCACUUUAAAAGUGUUUUCAAAAUGCAACAAAUAUGAUGUUUAAUGUGAUGGUGUUUAGUGUGCCUUUUUCUUUGUUCUUUUUAAGUUAAGAUCUUAAAGGGAUAGUUCACCCAAACAUGAAAAUUCGGUCAAUAUUUACUCACCGUCAUGUGCUAAACCCGAAUGACUUUCUUUCUUCCAUGGAACACAAAACAUUUUUAAUAAUGUAUUGGUUGCUGUUUUCCAUACAGUUAUAAUGAAUGGGGGACUGAAGCUUUCAAGCUUCAAAAAGGAUGUAAAAGCACUGUAAAACCAUCAUAGAAUGUUUAAUAUUGGUCACUCUUGUCCAUGCAGUUACAAUCAAAGGCAGCUGAAGCUUUCAGGCUUAAAAAAGGAUGUAAAAGCACCAUAAAGGUAUCAUAGAAGUAGUCAUGGCCUAGUCAGGGCAUUGCCCUUCUCAUAUCCCCCUCCCUGACUGGCAGAGUAACCAUGAAGGGGCACUCCACCCCUUUUGUGAACCAGACUAACCGAUUUCUUGAGAUGUUCUGACUCAAAAGAAUAAUUCAUGGAUCUCCAACGAGAGCUAGAAUGAUUGUCAAGAUUUUCAGUGAAAAACUACAUCAAUUUUGAUCUGUUUGUCAUAGAAAGCUAGUGUAUUGCUUCAGAUGACUUGGAAUAUAUUACACAAGUUUAUGCUACUUUUUAUUGGUGCUUUUCUCUCCUUUUUAAUCUUGAAAGCUUCAUUAUUUCUUCUUCUGUGUUCCACGGAAGUGAGACAUACAGUUUUGGAAUAUUUGGGUGAACUACCCCUUUAAUAGCUGUGCUUUUCAGUUUAAUUCAGUUUUUGUUGGUAUUGUUACAGAACAAAUGUAGAUCCAGGUUUUAUAAAGGUACAAAACCAAAGUCCCCUCAGAAAUGUUCCUGCAUAACCCCACCAUGUGGAGUUUGGAGCCACUUGGUCAGCUUCGUAACAGUGCUUUUUAUUUUUGUUAAAAAAAAAAAAUUUAAAAAAACAUUUUUUUUUGUCAAUCA
Molecule: messenger RNA, 5414 nt
Organism: Myxocyprinus asiaticus (Chinese sucker)
Lineage: Eukaryota; Metazoa; Chordata; Actinopteri; Cypriniformes; Catostomidae
Gene: sik2b
Product: salt-inducible kinase 2b
Exons: 15
Coding region: 276-2981 (901 amino acids)
Biological process (GO): protein phosphorylation; intracellular signal transduction; microtubule cytoskeleton organization
Cellular component (GO): cytoplasm
Molecular function (GO): tau-protein kinase activity; ATP binding; protein serine/threonine kinase activity
Source: RefSeq, a predicted model, not a curated record